AAUGUUUGAAUUCUGAUAUUUGUUGACAAUUACGUUAAAUAAAAGUUAAUUAAUGUUUUUAAGUAAUAUAUAGCUAAAUGUACAUGUUAAGCAAGCAAAUUAUUUAAUAUUUUAAACCAAACAAUUAAAUUAUAAGGACUUAUUGAUCUUAAUAAUAUUGGACGAAACCUCUGGCGAUGGCGGAUACAUUAGACCCACUCUCACCAAGUUUGAAUGAUUCACCAAAUUCAUCGGGAUUGAUGCAUAAGUUGAGACUGAGAUUCACGAGAACAACACCUCCUCGAUCUCCACCUGGAGAUGGAUAUGUUGAAUUUGGCGAGUUCCGGUCGGAGCGACCCGGUGUUAAGAAGGUGGGGACCUUCGCCGGUGUCUUCUGCCCCGUGGUGCUAUCAAUGUUCAGUGCUCUUGUUUUUAUACGAAUGGGUUACCUAGUCGGAAAUGCAGGACUUCUAGUGACCUUAGGACAAUUUGGACUCGCAUAUUUAAUAGUAGGGUUCACUGUUAUGUCAAUAUGUGCGAUUUCUACUAAUGGAGCUGUUGAAGGAGGGGGAGUCUACUUCAUGAUUAGUAGGACAUUAGGUCCAGAAUUCGGCGGAGCGAUCGGGACAUUGUUCUUCCUAGCUAAUGUCGUCUCGAGUGCUCUCUGCAUUUCCGCUUGUACUGAAGCUCUUGUAGAGAAUUUUGGACCCAAUGGGUACCUGGUGGGCGCCGGCGGCGGGCUGCCCAACGGCUACUGGUACCGCUUCCUGUACCGCUCGGCGCUCAACGCGGCGGGGCUGGGCGUGUCGCUGGCGGGCGCUUCGCUGUUCGCGCGCACCAGCCUCGCCAUCUGGGUGUCCACCGUCGUCUGCCUCUUCAGCGCGCUGCUCAGCUUCUUCGUCACGGCGCCCGGACAGGUAGAGAAGCCCGACACGAACACGAUCGUGAACGCGACGAACUUCACGUACAGCGGGCUGAGCGCGGCCACGCUGCGCGGCAACCUGUACGAGCAGUACGCGCGCGACUACAGCACGGCCACCGGCGAGCCGGCCGACUUCGCGUCCGUGUUCGGCGUGCUGUUCACGGGCGUCACGGGCGUCAUGGCCGGCGCCAACAUGAGCGGCGAGCUGAAGAGUCCAUCUCGAAGUAUUCCACUCGGGACACUUGCGGCGCUUCUGUUUACAGCACUGUCGUAUGCAGCACUGACUGUGCUGACAGCGGCGACUUGCUCAAGGGAACUGCUGCAAAACAACUACGUGUACUUGCUACCCAUUAAUGUGUGGCCACCUUUCAUUGCCGUUGGAAUGUUAACAGCUACAUUUUCCGCUGGUCUGUCGAAUUUGAUUGGUGCGUCAAGAGUUCUAGAAGCCUUAGCCAAAGACAAUAUAUUCGGUUUCUUGCUCCGUCCAAUGGUGUCUCGAUCCGGCAACCCAGUGGUUGCGGUGAUCGCUUCAUGGCUCUUGGUACAGAUCGGCAUCAUGGCGGACUCCUUGAAUACGAUUGCUCAGGUGAACUCGGUGCUCUUUAUGACGAGUUACUGCGCGAUCAAUCUCGCCUGUCUCGGUCUCGAUCUCGCGUCGGCUCCAAAUUUUAGGCCGUCGUUCCGGCAGUUCUCGUGGGCGUCGUCGCUGGCGGGGCUGCUGGGCUGCGCGGCGCUCAUCUUCUCGCUGCGGCCCGCCUACGCGUGCGCCGUGGCGCUGGCGUGCUGCUCGCUCGUGCUGGCGCUGCACCUGCUGUCGCCCGCCGCCGCCGACCCCAAGUGGGGCAGCCUCAGCCAGGCGCUCAUCUUCCACCAGGUCCGAAAAUAUCUAUUGCUCUUGGACCCUCGUCGGGAACACGUGAAGUUCUGGAGACCUCAGAUGCUGUUACUCAUCGGUUCUCCGAGGCAAACCGCGCCACUCAUUGACUUCGUUAAUGAUCAGAAAAAGGGUGGUCUCUUUGUGAUCGGGCACGUAAGAGUUGGCCAACUGGAUGGCAGCGGGGACCCUCUGGCCGACGAACAGAAAUACUGGCUGAAACUGAUUGACCAUCUGAAGGUGAAGGCGUUCGUGGAGCUGUGCCUGUCGGAGGACAUCCGCAGCGGGGCGGCGCACCUCACGCGCCUGUCGGGGCUGGGCGCCAUGAAGCCCGACACCGUGCUGCUGGGCUUCCGGGACUCCGCGCACCCCAACGACUUCUUCCGGGACCCAGCAUCCCCAUACAAAACUCAGGACUUUGAUCUCGACAAUGGACAAGUGAUGUUCCCCACUCGGACUGCGUUUUCACCCAGAAUGUCCGCCUCAGAGUACGUCAGGAUAGUCUCGGACGUGCUGUGUGUGAAGAAGAAUGUGUGUCUGUGUAGACAUUUCCACAAUUUGAACAUGGCUGCCGUUGAAAGACGGGCCGGCUCGCUGAAGUACAUCGACGUGUGGCUGGUGGAGGCGCUGCGGCCGUCGCGCGAGGAGCCGUUCACGGUGCGCGCGCUGUUCGCGCUGCAGCUCGCGGCCGUCGUGCGCUCGGCGCGCGGCUGGCAGCACCUCGCGCUGCGCGUGCACGUCGUCACGGCGCACGAAAACAAUCCCUCGUUUGGGUCCGAAUCGAUGACCGAGCCCGGUCUGCCGGAGAUGUCUCCCGGGCGGCCGGUGCAGGAGCGCCUCGACGAGUUACUCAAGCUGCUGAGGAUCAGCGCUUACACUCACACUGUAACCGAUUGGCCAAAAUUAGAUGACGACGUCCACCGUUAUUUGGACCCGAACUCGAAUGAAAACAGCGUGUAUCAACGCGUACCGAUGACCUAUUUGCAAAGAGUGAAUAGAAUAAUCAAGAGUCGCUGCGAGGAAGGCACGGCGGUGACGUUCGUGCAGCUGCCACAGCCUCCCAAACUCUCUCCCACUCCGACCGAAGCUGAUGAGGUUAUCUGCGAACAGUAUAUGAAGGUACUGGAUGAAUUUACAAAGGAUCUGUCGCCGACUAUACUCGUCCGUGGAUUGAAGUCAGUCACGUCGACGUCACUAUAAGCAUCCAAGAUACCGUCCUCAAAAAUACAGUUCUAGACAUGUCUAGCUCUGAUUUGUAGUACUGGGAUAAUCAAAAAUAAUACCUAACAUGACAUAAUCUUGAACUUAUCAUCCAAUAAUUUACACAAAGACAUUAUAAAACAUAAGUUAUUUAAUAAUGAAGUCUAUCUUGAUUAAAAUUUAUAAUAAUAAACAAAUAAUUAAAAGACAGAAAUGUCAUUGGACAGGAUUAACCUUAAUUAAUGCUGGAUGAAAAGUUUGAGAACCACUGUUAGGAUUUAAGAAGUAUGAAAUACACCGUUAAGAUUUUUAAACGAGACUCUUCUAGAAUUCGGUUACUGUAUUAAAAAAAUAUGCGUCACGAGGCGAUAGCUGGUGUAACAUCGGAGUGGUGGUUAUUGAACUAAUUUCUUAUUAAAGAAAACCGAUGAAUGAAAUUAGAGUAAUAUAAACAUCAAUAUAAAGUUUAGUUAUUAAUAUAAUUUGAAUUGUAUGGUAGAGAGCGGGGGGGGGGGAGAGGGGCGGCAGUGCUUCAUGCCGUUUGCUGUCACGGCAUAUGAAUCAAUCUGAACCCCAACGCGUACCAACAGAUGUUUCACAUUCUUUUUGUUACGAUUCGUUUUUGUUACGGAUGGUAGAUACGUCUAAUUGACGAUUACAUUUCAUACAUUUAGCCUAUUAUCCGUUAUUCGUAGCCAUCUUAUCCCCAAGUAGCAAGCUUCUGUAAAACGUCUCGUAGAUGUUUGUUAAAUAUAGUAACCGGAAUAAAAGGCCUACUAAGGCCUCGAGUCUGAAUUAGAUCAAUUAUAUUUUUAUAUUAAUAAUAUACUGUAGAUUAAAAAUAGGCGUAGCUAUUUCAUUUAUUUUAUAUUGUAUCUGUGGUGAGUUUUUUUUUUAAGUAAAAAAUUUAGCUACUUUUUUCCAUUUUGAUAUUUUACUCAACUUUGACUGUGAUUUAAGUCUCUAAAGAAAAUGGUGCGGUUUUAUUUCAUGACUCAAAUUUAUGUUUAGUGUAAAGUAUUAUUAUUGACAUAUUAUUUUAGUUUAGAUGAUUUCGCCUGAAAGGCAGUAGUUUGUAAGUCAUACGUUUUAUAAGAUAUUUUGACAAUUUAAUUAAAAUGUAGUUUUUCGACUUUUUUAAAUAAAUAAUUCUUGCAUAAAGCUUGAUAUACCAUUGCUGGUCGGGUUAUUAAACUAUGCAGAAAUCUAUUUGACAUUAAUGUUUCCUAAUGAUAUUUUGUAGACCACUAUAAAAGUAAAACCUAUGAACUUCGGUUACAAUCCGCGUCUUUUCGCCACUUCGCCAUCACGGCUCGUUAAUAGUAAAAAGUGACAUGUCUUAUCAAAUUAUAUUCGGCUUUGUUUUUAACAUAUAUUCAAAGCAAUCUCAUUAUUUUAGCAAAGUGACUAAAACAUUUAAAUUUUAAUAGUUAAAUUACUUGUUUAAAUUAUUAUUGUAUAUUAUUAAAAGCAAUCUUAUGUAAUAACACUUAUGACACAAACACCAAUACAAAUGAUUACAUACGAAUAAAGUAAGCGUUUUGAUAUGCAAUAUUUCACAAGAACUUGUGCGUUUUUAUAUUACAAAGCGAGAUUUGUCUAUAAAUUUUAAGUAAUUAUUAAGGCUUUAGGCUAUGAGUGUCGGUCAGAACGAAGGCUUAUUUAUGAACGGUGGGAUUUUAAUAAGCUCGUGCGUAAGUUCAGAGAAAAAUUAAUAUCGUGAAAUUCGUCCAUUAAAUUAAAAUAUUUAGUACUAGUACUGUCGACUUAGUACAGGUUUCACAUAUUUAGUACAGGUUUAACAGUUCGCAAAUUAAUAUCGAAAGUGAAAACAAUGUUUUUACAUAAAAACCAUAUGAUUGGAAAGAUAUGAAACAUGAACUGAAUUUAGAAAAUCUUUUGAACGCAUUUUAACAAGAAAUGAUGUAUCGUGAUUACCAACGGUUUUUGCUGCUAAGUAAAUUGUUUU
Molecule: messenger RNA, 4944 nt
Organism: Vanessa atalanta (red admiral)
Lineage: Eukaryota; Metazoa; Arthropoda; Insecta; Lepidoptera; Nymphalidae
Product: solute carrier family 12 member 9
Exons: 21
Coding region: 177-2975 (932 amino acids)
Biological process (GO): potassium ion import across plasma membrane; potassium ion homeostasis; cell volume homeostasis
Cellular component (GO): membrane
Molecular function (GO): potassium:chloride symporter activity
Source: RefSeq, a predicted model, not a curated record